Molecule: messenger RNA, 1963 nt
Organism: Cynara cardunculus var. scolymus (artichoke)
Lineage: Eukaryota; Viridiplantae; Streptophyta; Magnoliopsida; Asterales; Asteraceae
Product: molybdate-anion transporter
Exons: 8
Coding region: 130-1515 (461 amino acids)
Biological process (GO): molybdate ion transport
Cellular component (GO): membrane
Molecular function (GO): molybdate ion transmembrane transporter activity
Source: RefSeq, a predicted model, not a curated record
GCAAAGCGAAAGCGCGUUCGUUCCUCUUCUUCCUCGUCUCGGAACAAUCUUACUGUCAUCGACGCUGCCGACUCUUUUCUUUUCUUCAACUCUCUCCAAUUUCGCACUCCGUAUUUUGAAAAUUUAGCAAUGGAGGUGUUUUAUUACAUGGUCUUUGGGGGUUUAGGAUUGAUUGUGGCAGCUUUGGAGUUGAGUAAGAACAACAAAGAUCGAGUUACCACUUCUCAAGCUUUUACUUCCUUCAAGAACAAUUAUCUUCUUGUUUAUUCUCUCAUGAUGGCUGGGGACUGGCUGCAGGGUCCCUAUGUGUACUACCUGUACACAACAUAUGGCUACGGGAAGGGAGAUAUCGGGCAGCUAUUUAUUGCUGGCUUUGGAUCUUCCAUGCUCUUUGGCACAAUCGUAGGCUCUCUAGCUGAUAAACAGGGUCGGAAGCGGGCAUGUGUGACAUACUGCAUCACUUACAUACUUAGUUGCAUGACUAAGCAUUCUCCUCAUUAUAAGGUUCUGCUGUUGGGUCGUAUUUUGGGUGGCGUUGCUACCUCUCUCCUCUUUUCAGCAUUUGAAUCGUGGCUUGUUGCCGAACACAACAAGAGAGGGUUUGAACAACAAUGGCUCUCUUUAACUUUCUCCAAGGCGAUAUUCCUGGGGAAUGGUCUGGUUGCUAUCAUCUCAGGGCUGUUUGGAAACUUUUUAGUUGAUGCUGUUAGUCUUGGCCCUGUGGCACCCUUCGAUGCUGCAGCAUGUAUUCUUGCAAUUGGAAUGGCCAUUAUACUAUCCUCAUGGGGUGAGAACUAUGGAGACCCUUCAGAGAACAAGGACUUGCUUUCCCAGUUCAAGGGUGCUGCUGUAGCAAUUGCUUCAGAUGAGAAAAUUGCAUUGCUGGGAGCUAUACAGUCUCUAUUCGAAGGGUCAAUGUACACCUUUGUUUUCCUAUGGACUCCUGCCUUAAGUCCAAAUGAUGAGGAGAUUCCACAUGGUUUUAUUUUUGCCACAUUCAUGUUGGCCUCGAUGUUGGGAAGUUCAUUUGCAUCUCGACUGAUGGCCCGCUCAUCACCUAGAGUUGAGAGCUACAUGCAGAUCGUGUUUUUGGUGUCUGCAGCAUCCCUUUUGCUUCCUAUAGUGACUAAUUUCUUCAUAGCUCCUCCUGAGGUGAAAAGUGGAGGCAUCUCAUUGGGAGGAUGUGUUCAACUUCUUGGCUUUUGUACUUUUGAGGCUUGUGUUGGAAUCUUUUGGCCAUCCAUCAUGAAGAUGAGGUCCCAAUACAUUCCUGAGGAGGCCAGAAGCACAAUCAUGAACUUCUUCCGGAUUCCUCUGAAUAUAUUCGUCUGCGUUGUGCUCUACAAUGUGAAUGCAUUCCCUAUAACGAUCAUGUUUGGAAUGUGCUCCAUCUUCCUUUUUGUGGCUUCGGUGCUGCAGAGGCGAUUACUGGUUAUAACAGAUAAGCCAAAGUCGGAAAACUGGACAUCACUGAAAGAGAGAGAUGUUGAGACGGAGCCACUAAAUGAUGCUUAGUACCAACCAACAUAGAAUUGUCAAUAGUUAUACGAGGUUCAAAACAACUUGGAACACUUAGUUUAUUGGCACAGAUCCAUGAGGAACCAAUCGUCCGCCUGGCUACACAAAAGAUAGUUUAUUGGCACAGAUCCAAAAGGACUCUCGUCCCCAAAUCGCCUUCUUUUUCAUGAUGUAAUUUUUGCUACUGUUUUCGUAAUUUUGUCGAGCUGUACAAGCAUUUGUUUAAGAUCGUAUUUUUGUCCAACAACUUUGGUCUUUAGUGUGAUUCAAGUGUGAACAAUACAUAUAUAUGAUUCUUUUAGAACAUCACUUGUCUCGGAUAAAAAAGGUGUUUGCAGUGCUUGUAGUUUGGAAAUGGUACAGCUGUUCAAUUUUGUUGUAUACCAGAAUUAUAUUCAUAACGGAAGUUGAAGUUGUAUUGAUUGUUGAAAACACAAUUGUGGAA